Messenger RNA from Rubroshorea leprosula, 852 nucleotides. NCBI's taxonomy places the organism in Eukaryota, Viridiplantae, Streptophyta, Magnoliopsida, Malvales, Dipterocarpaceae. The record is from the annotation of a GenBank genome assembly.
AUGUCCCAAUCCUUUCAUCUUUCCUCUCAGCAAACAAAGGGUUAAUGCUAUCUAUUGUUCUUCUAUUAUAAAAAAUAAUACAAUUUAAACCUUGUAUUAUGGUUUCAUGUCUUUCUUCUACUAUUAAUUAACUUCAUUUGUCGUCCCUCUACUAUCUAAAAACAUACCGAUGUUAUCCCUCUGUCCAAUGUAAGUUAACAGGAUUAUUUAUUGACCGUUAAGUGACAGUCACAUCGUUAGGAUCGCUUUCACUGAACGAUGGCGCCUGCAGAUGCUUCACCAAAAUUGGAACAGCACUGCCUUCAAUGAUGACUUCGAUAUCGUUCUUGGCGAGUUCGGCAAGGACGUGAGUAGCGAGCUUAGUAGCAGCGUGAUCGGCAUCACACUAAGAGAAGAAGGUGGAAUUGAGGACGUUAACUUUAGUAGUUACCUCACAAAGGAGAGCGUGGCAGGUGUCACUGGACGACGAAAGGGAAAUCUCCAGUCCUCUUUAAUUUCUUCCUCUCAGGGAGACCCUGAUCUUGGUGCCUCUGCAGCUCCAUCGGCAGGCAAAUGCGGUUGUCUUGCGGGAGUCGCAUCAAAUUUUCAUGGCCAAGAGUUCGAUGCAGACGUGAUGGAAGACGACGCCGGAGGAGGAGCUUUCAUUAGGUUCUUCACUGUAGAGAUUCUGGUUGUCUUUGAAGGAGAAUGGCAAUGGCGACGCAGAGGUAUCGUGAAUCCGUAGCAUUGAUUUACUGCUAGCUUAAGGCCACCACAUUGAUGGUGGUGGAGAUCAAUCACGAAAUUUUUCAAGCGGAUUUCAACAACCAUAACAACCAAAGUUGUAGAAGUCAAGAAAACCAGAUGAGCAAG